GGUUUUUUAAGAAUCGAUCAAUUGAUUCCUGAUAGAUGGACGGGAUGCACCCAUAUCACCAGCAAUGGGCUCCAGCCCCACCUCCCGCCGCGGCGCCACCACCUCCUCCUCCACAUCUUCACGCUCUUCCUCAGCCUUCACCAAUGCCUCUCAACGACCCUAAUAAUCUCAUUGGAGACGAGGUGCGAACUGUAUUCAUCUCUGGGCUGCCGGAGGACGUGAAGGAGAGGGAGCUCCAGAACCUUCUUAGGUGGCUACCAGGUUAUGAAGCAUCUCAGGUCAACUUCAAAGGCGAGCACCCCAUGGGUUUCGCGCUGUUCUCCAAUCAUCAGUUUGCCAUUGCAGCCAAGGAUGCCCUUCAGGAUAUGGUUUUCGACACAGAGUCAAAAUCUGUACUUCACACUGAGAUGGCAAAGAAGAAUUUGUUUGUCAAAAGAGGAAUUGUUACCGAUUCAAAUGCUUAUGACCAGAGCAAACGGAUGCGGACUGGUGGUGAUUAUACGCAUACUGGGUACGCCAGCCCAUCUCCUUUUCACCCUCCUCCUGCACCUGUUUGGGGCCCACAAGCGUACAUGGCCCCACCACCUCAACCAUAUGAUCCAUACGUUGGUUACCAUGUUCAGCCUGUUCCAAUGCCUGUUCCUGCUCCUAUACAUGCUUCACCAAGCAGCUAUGUGCCUGUCCAGAAUAUGAAAGACAACCCUCCUUGCAAUACACUUUUCAUCGGAAAUCUUGGAGAGAACAUAAAUGAGGAAGAGUUGAGGGGCCUUUUCACUGUUCAACCUGGUUAUAAGCAGAUGAAGGUAUUGAGACAAGACAGGCAUACUGUAUGUUUCAUUGAGUUUGAAGAUGUGCCGAGUGCUACCAAUGUGCACCAGACUUUGCAGGGUGCUGUUAUACCUAGUUCUGGUUCAGUUGGCAUGCGAAUUCAAUAUUCAAAGAAUCCAUUUGGGAAAAGGAGGGAUUUCAACAACAUGUCCCCUGCCCCUGCACCUGGCCCAACUCCUGUUUCUGUUCCUGCUCCUGCUUCUGAUGCUGCAAAUGGAGCUCCACCGGUGACAUACCAGUAGCUGGAAGAAGGGGAUGUAUUCUGUUCUCUAUGUUAUGACAAAUACAAAUCCUUACAUGAUAGGAUGCAUCAUGCCAGCUGUUUCAUGUCAUCAAGUCAUCAUCAGCAUUAACAUCUCUUCUUAUGUGUGUCAAUGAAUGCAAACCGUGGCAUCAUCAUUAGCAUAUCAUAGUUUAUUAUCCAGAGCAUGCAUUUGAAGCAGGGGCAUCACGAGAAAAAGCUAAUGCAUGGGGUUAAUGUUCUUUUUGUUAGAUAUAAGCAAGGGCACAUGUAAUUUGUAGCGUAGUAAUUGUGUGCUUUGACUUUUCACUUUGCCAUUAAUACCCUAAGUUGUCAUGGAUGUUGCUUUUUCUAUACUCUCAUAACAUUUGUUAUUGUCCAUUUUCUGGUUUAAUCAGACAACUAGCUAACUUUCCAUCCCAUAAUGCCCUUGAAAUGACUCCCACUGAAAAAUCAUUUGCACAUCAUGACACAAAUUGAAUAGACAUCUACACUGAUUUUGUUUACUAAUAGGGUUUUGCUAUUACAAUCUACACGAUCAUGAUUAACAUAUUUCUAGAAAUCUACAUCAUGGUCAUGAUCUACAAUGGAGUUUUUCAUUUCUACCGUUAUUAGAUUUCAAUAAUGGGAUCAUUUCUACUCUCACCUCAUUGGUUCAGUUUAAUAACACACCAAUGUCCAGGUUCUCAAAUCACAGUGAUGGAGAGAAUCUCCAACCCAUGUUCUUUUUGCAGGUUUUGUUUACAAAGUUAUGGGACAUCAAGCCAAGCCAGCAAUGCAAAGUCUUCAAUCAGGUAUAUUAAAUUUCUCCGUGUGUGCGAUGGGGGGAUUGGCAUUAUAACAUGGAGCCUUGCUAAAUUGCCGGCUCUCAUUGGGCUCUUUAAGCAAGAGAGUGCUCCAAUUAUUUUGGGACGGGGGUGUUGAGACAUACUCCUUAAAGUGUGUAUUUAUUUUCAAGGUAAAGAUUUUCCCACUGCAGUGUACCUUCCAUUACUAAAUUUGUUCUCUAUACUUUUUGUCAAUUUCCUCCUGUCAAUUACUUACAUCAGAAGUAAUUACUGGAACCAAACUUAAUUUGGGAUUAGCAUUUACUGUUUCUCCCGCGUGUUUUAAAAUUCUCAUCAGCCACAUUGAGUCUAGUGUGAUUAUGAUAGCAGAUAGUAGGGGCUUUCUGCUGAAUUUAUAUACAAGUGACAAGUUGUGUUUCUUGUAGUGUAAUUUACACUUCGAAGGUAAAAAUAUUAGAAAUUCAAUUUUAAGAAAGUUUCUGAUGGGGUAUAUUAUGCCUUGACAGUGCAAAAAUGAUAUUUCCUCCACUAUGUAUCUCAAAAACCACAACUAUAAAUGUCAUAAAACAAAACUGAACAGGUUAAGAUAUAGAUGGUUCGAGUUGUGUCUACGGUCUACCCUUGAAAGGUACAACAUUGUAUCUUGUGAUUUAAGUUUAUACAAAGUAUAAGAUCACUUUUUUGUUUAUACUGCAUAGUGAUGCAUCCCAACUUUAGUGUAGUCUGGACCCAGUUCCACAACUGGGCAGGUAAAAGACUGAACUGGCGCCCAUGUUUGGUGUGUAAACAGUUGUAGUUCCUCCAUUAUUUAUUUUUUAUUUUUUAUUUUUUGAAAAAGUAAGCUAUAGCUAGAACCUACUUGGAACCGGAUUAUUGGUUUUAUCCUAGUAAUCCUACCUUGGCAGGUUUCAUUAUUGCGAUUAUUAUUACUGCUAAGUGCAAGUAUGUAACAUAAUAAUCAUUGCAUACAACAUUCGUUUGGUAACUUCUAUUUUCAGCUUAAUAGUCCUUUGACAUGUAAUUUUUGACUUUAAGCGUUGAACUGUGAAAUAAUCAAAAUAAAUAAGUGAGUUGAAGUUAUUUUUCUGGUUGAAUUGGUUGAGGUUUGUUGAAUUAUUUGUUUUUCAUGAACUUUUUCUUUGUUUUAUUAAUAGUAUAAUGCGCAUACUUUAAUUUUUUUUCUUAUUUCAACAUAUUCAAACGUCACUUAAGUCAGAAUUUUAUAAAUUUAAGCAUAUUUUAGUGAUUCAGCCAAUUCUAGUGUUAAUUCUAGUGUUAAAAACGUCGCUUCUCAUUUUUACUCAUUCACAUUCCAAUUAUGAUACAAAGUGAAUGAAGUGAUCCAUUGGGUUUGUUAUUUUUUAAUUCUAAAAUAAAAAGGAUGAUCAAAAGCAUGGACACAGCAUUAGAAAUUCCAAACAAUUGCUUGUUAUUAAAUAUUAACAAUGGGAAUGAUGCCAAGUUUUCAUAAGACGAUCCGUAAUCUUCAGCAUUGGGAAUUUGGAACUGCCAAUCUGGUGGCAUUUGUAAGGGAGAGCACACCCCCACAGCCCCACUUUGGACACGUGGAGCUUGGAUGAACUGUAUCUAAGUUUAAGCUGUGAUUAUAUUGUAUUCCCGAUUGAUUUAUACCAUGUAUUAAAAAAAGGACAAAACUUCAUUCUUGAAGGGCCCCCUCACCACUGUCUAGACAAUUAAUUAGAAGGAUGUAACUAUGAUUUUAAUUACAAGUUAGAGAUAGAGUGAUGGUUUUGCUCAAGUAGUCAAGUACUUGUAGAGUUGCAGAGAGUACUCAAUGUCUCUAUGUGGUUAUUGAAUUUCGUAUGGCUUAAACGACUAUGUAAAUAGUUUGCUUCACAUAUUAAGAAAAUAAAUUUACUGAGGAAUAGAUUUUACUAUUGUGACACUA
Messenger RNA from Cuscuta europaea, 3766 nucleotides. The record is from the annotation of a GenBank genome assembly. Lineage: Eukaryota; Viridiplantae; Streptophyta; Magnoliopsida; Solanales; Convolvulaceae.